This is a messenger RNA of Acaulospora colombiana, 2283 nucleotides long. Lineage: Eukaryota; Fungi; Glomeromycota; Glomeromycetes; Diversisporales; Acaulosporaceae. The record is from the annotation of a GenBank genome assembly.
AUGCCUGCACCCGAGACACUCGAAGAAUUUUUCGAAAUGAACGACCCGGAAGAGGAACAAAUAGAUGCUGCCAGUUUACUUCCUCUGAUGCUGCAAGCUCAGGAUCUGGUCGCUAAGUUGGAGAGUAGGGUGAUGGAAUUGGAAAAUGACCUCGAGACCAUAAAUGAAGCGCACGAACAGGAGCGUGAUCAGUUACUUCAAGAAAUUGGUGAGAAGGAUGAGUGCAUUCACAGUUUAAAGACUAAGGCUAGUCGACUUGAAUUUGGUGCUCGAGAGGCGAUCAUUGUGCUUGCGAGAACGGUGGAAAUACUCAAAGCGCAAAAUCUCGAAGACGAUGAGGAUAGUGGUAAAGAUGAUGAUGACAACGCUACGGCCGUAGAAUCGACAGAUUUAGAGGGACAAUUCCUUGAUAGUAUCAAAUUAUGCUUAAACUACCUAAAGAGUUCUCAGACCAAUCAAACCAAUCAAAAGGUCUCCAAAGGAUACAAAAGACUUCCGCCCUCACCCUCACCACCAUUGCAAUCGAUCCCCGCACGGCGGGAUUCAAAAUUUCAAUCAUCUAGUGACGGUGAUUCAGAUCGGGAGGUUGAUAUAACGAUCCCCCAAAAGAGUGACGAAAACGAAGUUCAAUACGAUCACGAUCAAAACAACGAAGUCGAUGACAUACAAAAUCAAAGCAAUGAAACCGAUGACCAUCACCGUCAAUCGCGUAGGGGGUCUUUCAGCGGUAGUCAAAUUUCGCUGGACGAGAUACCGGAUCUCGAUGAAUAUGGAUUGGACGGCUCGGAGGACAUUGCUGAUUUUGCCAUGUCUGACGACGAGGACAAUCAAUUUAAAUAUCGUCCUCCGCCGAGGCGAGGAUCGAUAGACAGCGAAGAGGAUGAGGAGGAAAGGCGUAGGGCUAAUGCUUUUGUCAACGAUUUCCAUAAUGAUGUGGACAACGAUCAGAAAGGAGAAGAAACGGAACACGAAGAUGAUGAAACGGAUGAGGAUGUGAAUGUGGAUGAACAUCAUAAUAUUCACGAUCUUCUUCCUCCAUCCGGUCCCGUCCCCGACAUUUCACAUACCAAUCUUUGUCCCAAUUGUAACACGCUGCUCGCCCAAGUGGAUCAACACAUAGAAGAACGCGCGUACCUCAAACGGGAUCUUUCUGCUCUCGCUGUUUCCCUCACGGAGGAGCAAACCCUUCGCGCGCAAGUUCAAGCCAAUAAAGAAGCCCUGGAAUUGGAAAUUGAUGAAUGGAUAAAUGCCAUGUUCGAGAAAGUCAACCAGAUGGUAUUCGACGAAGCGAAUUCACGUGAAGAAUUGGAGUUGCUGAACAGAGAGACCAAGGGCAAGAUGGAGAAUGCGCUGAAAUCUUCGGGAAGCAGGCAAGAUCGGUUAAGGGAGUUGAAAUUAUUAUUGGUCCACUUGGACUCCACCAAACAAAGGCAGGCCGUGCCAACACAGAACGGUGCUCCUUUGGGCAGGAAUUCCGUCGUUCGACGGAGUUUGAUGUCGAACUCACCGAUUCACAGUCCUAGGUCAAGUAGGAUUUUUGGAAACUUUGGUCAUAUGUCACCGAGCAUAUUUUCGGGCAUCUCCGCUGAAGAUGUGGUCUUUGCUAAAAAUAAACGGAUUUACAUUGAUGGUGUUUUCUUUGAGGAAUUCCAAGAAUACGUAAAGUCUUUCUCCUCCACGCCAGCUCUAAAUAAUUCAGCCCCCACUCAUCCAUUCAUGAAACGAUGCAUGGCCAUGGACAUUCAGCCUUGCUUGUUCGAGGGGAGCAGUGGUUGGAAAUCUCCAUUUUACAAGAGAAGGUUACUGGACGCUAUAAUGAAGAAUCAGUGUGAAAUUCAGACGACGUUGCCCAGCACUGUGAACUCCAUUCAGAGCAAUACUAAUACCAGCCAAAUCAGUAACUCAACUUCAAACACGCGGCAUAGCAUCUACUUCGAGCAACCGCAAGCGCCGACGCUCAAAUGUGGUCUUUGCGGCCAUAUGAGAAGUUGCGAUUACCGCAUGCGCCUGUCCGGACCAGACGCUGCAGUGCCGCCGACAGCAACGAUGACCCCAUCAUCACGUUUCUCGGUUACCGGAAGCCCAGGCUGGAUUCCGUUGGAUCGAUUCUGUUUGCUCGCCAAUUCGCCAGUGUGGGGAAUGUACAAGCAAUGUCUCAAACAUCGCAGGAAGAUGAGUUUGGCGCGUGUCGGUGGCGUCAGCAUGCUCGACGACGAGGAAAAUUUUAACAACGAAUACUUGAAUUACCCGGAGGUGGAGGGAAUGGUUGUGAUUGUUCAUUAA